AUGAGAGGCAAUGCAAAGGUUCGCCUCCCGGCAGCCCGACGGGGCCACGGCAGCUGCCACGAAAGGGCAUGCGACUGCCUGCCUGCCUGGGCCGCAAUUCCGCCUUUCGCCUCCGGUCCCCUGAAGCCAGACAAGUCGCUGGAGCUGCUGUGGCGCGUCACCGGAUCCGCUCUGAUUCGGAAGCCCGUCCUUCUCCCUGGGGGCUCCGCGGGUCUUUCCGUCGGACUGCAGCCUUGA
This is a messenger RNA of Podarcis lilfordi (Lilford's wall lizard), 237 nucleotides long. NCBI's taxonomy places the organism in Eukaryota, Metazoa, Chordata, Lepidosauria, Squamata, Lacertidae. The record is from the annotation of a GenBank genome assembly.